AUGGAGGGUGGCGGCAAAUCCCCGGUGUCGUCGGAGCACGGAGAGUCGGCCUCCGCCAAGGCCGCGGCGGCGGCGGUCGAGGCGGCCAGCGGCGGGGGCAGGGCGGCGAGCCGCGGGCUGGGCGUGCUCGACCUCACCCUCCGCUUCGCCGCGGUGGUCGCCACCGUCGGCAGCGCCGUCGCCAUGGGCACCACUAACCAGACGCUGCCCUUCUUCACGCAGUUCCUCCGGUUCAAGGCGCAAUACGAUGAUCUCCCGACACUGACGUUCUUCGUGGUGGUGAACUCCAUCGCCGCCGCCUACUUGGUCCUGUCGAUACCCCUGUCCAUCGUGCACAUCAUCAGAAGCAGGGCGAAGUACAGCAGGCUGGUCUUGGUCUUCUUCGAUGCGGCGAUGCUGGCGCUGGUGACGGCGGCGGCGUCGGCGGCCGCGGCGAUCGUGUACCUGGCGCACAAGGGCAACGCCAGGGCCAACUGGUUCGCCAUCUGCCAGCAGUUCGACGCCUUCUGCGAGCGCAUCUCGGGCUCCCUCAUCGGCUCCUUCGCGGCCAUGGCGGUGCUCGUGCUCCUCGUACUCCUCUCCGCCGCCGCGCUGGCGCGGCGCUAGCCGCUAGGUGGUGGAUUGGACUUGGUGGUGAGGGCCAACCGGCGCGGUGAGCUUCUCCCUGACACGUGUGUGGUGGGGCUCUGUAAUCUCGUCUGCUUUUGUGAGAUGUCGGUGUGCACUGUGCAGUCGUCAAAGUUA
Panicum virgatum (switchgrass) is the source of this 744-nucleotide messenger RNA. RefSeq names its product casparian strip membrane protein 3-like. The transcript is spliced from 3 exons. NCBI's taxonomy places the organism in Eukaryota, Viridiplantae, Streptophyta, Magnoliopsida, Poales, Poaceae. The coding region runs from base 1 to 606 and encodes 201 amino acids. The record is from RefSeq and is a predicted model, not a curated record.